AUGGGCCACUCUUUGUCCAGCUGUGUGGACAUUCAGACAAAGUGUUCCUACCAGAAGCAGUCAACCAUCUUCCAGAACAAGAAGCGGGAGUUGCUAGGGGACACCACCAAAGAGAAGCUUCCCAGAUACUACGAGAAAAUGGGGCUGGGCUUCAAUACCCCCAAGGAGGUCAUUGAGGGCACCUACAUUGACAAGGAGUGUCCCUUCACUGGCAAUGUCUCCAUCAGAGGCAGGAUCUUGUCUGCUGUGGUGACCAAGAUGAAGAUGCAGAGGACCAUCAUCAUCCACCGGGACUACCUGUGUUACAUCCGCAAAUACAACCAGUUCAAGAAACAUCACAAGAAUAUGUUUGCACCUUUCACCCUGCUUCUGGACAUCCAGAUUGGAGACGUUGUGACUGUGGGUGAGUGCAGGCCCCUCAGCAAGACCAUGAGGUUCAAUGUGCUGAAGGUCACCAAGGUUGCCAGGACCAAGAUGCAGUUCCAGAAGUUCUGA
Dromiciops gliroides (monito del monte) is the source of this 495-nucleotide messenger RNA. RefSeq names its product 40S ribosomal protein S11-like. NCBI's taxonomy places the organism in Eukaryota, Metazoa, Chordata, Mammalia, Microbiotheria, Microbiotheriidae. Gene Ontology annotation, cellular component: ribosome; cytosolic small ribosomal subunit. The transcript is spliced from 2 exons. Gene Ontology annotation, biological process: translation. Gene Ontology annotation, molecular function: structural constituent of ribosome. The record is from RefSeq and is a predicted model, not a curated record. Bases 1 to 495 code for a protein of 164 amino acids.